AUGGAUCCUGUGGACGUCCAAGGCCAGUCCCAGUCCUCGUCCCAGUCCCAGGGGGAGGUGUGCAGCUCUCUCCGGGAGCGCAGUAUCUCAGAGAACAGCCUGGUGGCGCUGUUGCAGGGGAUGCAGGGUCAUGUGACCACAGUGGAGCUGAGGGACGAGGGCUGGGCGCAGGGCAGACUGCAGAACGUGGACGCAUUCAUGAACCUGAGAAUGAGGGACGUCCUCUACAGGGGACACAACAUGGGACACACCAGCAAGCUCCAGGACCUGUUCAUCACAGGGAGGAACAUUAGGUUCGUCCACAUCCCUGACCACAUGGACGUCCUGCAGACCAUCCAGACCCAGCUCCAGAGGAUCCACAGAGUCCGAACUUUCAACAGGGAGGGAGGGGGAGGCGGACGAAGGGAGUACUGCCCCAAGAAGAAGUGA
Knipowitschia caucasica is the source of this 429-nucleotide messenger RNA. The record is from the annotation of a GenBank genome assembly. NCBI's taxonomy places the organism in Eukaryota, Metazoa, Chordata, Actinopteri, Gobiiformes, Gobiidae.